AUGACGAAGCAAUUCACGCACACAGCAGAUGAGCAGCGCUCUUCUGUUGUCUAUUCAAACAGUAUUGGGAAAGGUGGACUAUUUCAGCCACGAGACUACAUUGGUGCCAAGACCACAACGGCUGCGGAAGAUGAAGUAACAAACCUACUCGGCGAUUUGGAACAAUGCAACGGACGUUAUGUACCCAUGCAGGCGCAUGGUGGCCACGAUGAGUCAGACCUGACACCAUUUGGGACGCCGUCGCAUCGGCGCACGCUUUCGAUGCAGCAAUCACUGCUUGAGCAGGAGCGCGAGCUGCUAAUCGACAAUAAACUCUACGAUGCGCGGCACGGGAGCGACUGCGCAAUUUCGUUAGUGGCAAGCGAAUGCGGUUCAGGUAACGGCGCAUUGCUCUCUGAACAGGAAGCACAAAAUGUUAUGAGCGCGUGGGAGCAUGCUAUCGAGUCCGGCAAGACCAUUACAACAUCUUACAAACGGGAAUCCACAGUCCUGACCAAGAAUGCGCUACCACUAGUUGCGACCUUUAUUCUUCAGAACUCGCUCUCUCUUGCUUCUGUCUUUUCUGUCUCUCACCUUGGCACGAAAGAACUCGGGGGUAUCACUCUGGGUUCUAUGACCGCAAAUAUAACUGGUUUUGCCGCUAUACAGGGUCUCUGUACCUGCCUAGACACACUCUGUUCCCAAGCCUAUGGUGCUAGAAAUUAUACACUAGUUGGCUUGCUACUUCAACGCUGUUGCAUCAUCUCGCUACUGGUUUUUGCGCCGGUAGUAUGGCUCUGGGUAUGCUAUUCUGAGCAAGUACUGGGCUACUUGGUCUCAGACCCGGAACUCUGUCUCUUUGCAGCGAAGUAUCUGCGCAUAGUCGCGGCAGGGCUUCCUGCCUUUAUUCUGUUCGAAUGUGGUAAGAGAUACUUACAAUGUCAGGGCAUAUUCCAUGCAUCGACUAUUGUCCUUCUUUUCUGCGCACCCGCAAACGCCUUCCUGAACUACCUCCUCGUAUGGAAUUCGAAGGUAGGUAUCGGAUACCUAGGCGCGCCUGUCAGUGUGGUUCUCAACUACUGGUUGAUGGUACUUGGUCUGCUACUGUACACGAUAUUUACCAAAAGCGAGAUCCAGCCCCGAAAAUGCUGGACCGGAUGGAUCAAACCACACCAGAUUUUUAAAAACUACGAUAAAAUGCUUGGCCUUGCACUACCAGGGAUUAUUAUGGUAGAAGCGGAGUUCCUGGGGUUCGAAAUUCUCACGAUCUUUGCCUCGCAUAUUAGUGUCAAUGCACUCGCUGCGCAGUCUAUCAUCGCAACCAUAGCUUCACUGGCGUAUCAGAUUCCGUUUUCAAUUUCCAUUUCGACCUCAACUCGAGUUGCUAACUUUAUCGGAGCUUCUUUGUACCGCUCCUGUAUUAUAACAUGUAAGGUCUCCUUAUUAUUAUCAUUCGGGGUCUCUUUGACAAGCAUGUUAGCGAUAUUCGUUUUCCGGUCUAACUUGGCACAUAUCUUUUCUAAUGAGCCCGAAGUGAUUAUGCUCAUCGAAACCACUCUACCGAUACUGGCAGUUAUGCAGAUUUUCGACUCCUUCAAUGCAUCUACUGCAGGAUGUCUACGUGGCCAAGGCCAACAAAAGAUUGGUGGCUUUAUCAAUGUUUUUGCAUUUUACUGCAUUGGUAUACCCAUGUCUUACUUCCUUUCCUUCCACUGUGACCUUGGUGUGAAGGGCCUCUGGUACGGAAUAACAUGCGCCCUGAUUGUCAUGAGUGUCUGUCAAUCGUACGCAGUUUUCAACUGUAGCUGGGAAGAACUGGUUAAAGCCGCAAAUUUGAGAACAUCUGAGGAUGUUUUCUAA
Eremothecium gossypii ATCC 10895 is the source of this 1839-nucleotide messenger RNA. RefSeq names its product MATE family efflux transporter. The record is from RefSeq and is marked provisional. Lineage: Eukaryota; Fungi; Ascomycota; Saccharomycetes; Saccharomycetales; Saccharomycetaceae. Gene Ontology annotation, molecular function: xenobiotic transmembrane transporter activity; antiporter activity. The transcript has a single exon. Bases 1 to 1839 code for a protein of 612 amino acids. Gene Ontology annotation, biological process: xenobiotic detoxification by transmembrane export across the plasma membrane. Gene Ontology annotation, cellular component: membrane.